CUUCCACAAGUUAACCUUUCCCUUUGCAACCACACCAUCUUGCCAGGCAUGGCAGACCAACGGGCCAAGAUCAUCGAGGACCAUCCCAUUGGAAAAGGCCUUGAUGCCUUUCGGGAAUCGUUUUGUUCGGUUUACGGCGGCACCAUCAUUUCGCACGCUCUGGAUGCUUUGGAUGAGUUGGACCAGGAAGAAGUCCGAACAUGCCUUCUUCUUCUCCUCUCCGCAAUCCAUGUUCUUCCAGCCGCCCGUCGUCUCCGUUCCAGCAGCGGAAGGUCUCUGUUCACCGAAUUGCCAAGACUCAGUGUUGCAAUCGGGUCUGACGACUUCGACCUCAACCGCCUUACGCCUCUUCUGAAAGCCGCCCUUGCCGACAAACCUGAUGACUCCAAGAUUUGGGAAGAAGUGUCCCAGGCCGUUGCCGAAUCUACACCGCCUCCGCGACCGAUCGCAUCCUCCCUUCAACAAACGCCGUGGCUGCACAACACGAGCGGCUUUGCGAACUCGUCCGAAUACAGACGCGAUGUGGAUAGGGUGCUCAAGCAGGAGCUCGGUCCUCUCUAUGUUGGGCUUCGUCGACUCCCGGAAGUCUUCUUUGGACGGGUACCCGGGCUGGACGCUGCGUCCCAGGUCGUCUUCACCAGGUGCACGGAAGGCAACGGCCCCCUCUUCUGUAGAGGAUGGGCUGGCUGGCCAAAGGACGCAAACCAAGAUUCUGUCCUGGAGUGGUUCUCGGGCAUAAGCCAGAAGCUUGCAAUGUUCGCCGAGGCAACAUUGUCGGUUCCAACGCAUGGACGGCGGCCUCUGGCGCAACCCAACCAACCAAUUCUCGAUUCUACAGCGGAGCGCAAGUUGGACAUAGCCUUUGUGGACGACCCAGGCGCGUUGAAAGACUCCCGGUUACAUUGGUCGCACAUUCUCGUCCCGGGAGAGUUGAAGAGCAACCCGUUGGCGGAUACAAAGUCUAAAGCAUGGCUCGACCUAGGGAGGUAUGCCAGGGAAGUUCUGGCGGCUCAAGACACACGUCGAUUUGUCCUGGGCUUCACCUUAUGCGGAUCGUUUAUGAGAAUAUGGGAGUUUGACCGCCUUGGAGGAAUUGCAUCCGACAACUUCGACAUCAACGAAGACGGGCUGCGCUUCGUCUUCACGGUUCUUGGCUUCCUCUGGAUGGACCGUGAAGCCCUUGGUUUCGACCCUACAAUCACUACGGAGGGCAGUCGACGCUUUAUUUCGAUCGCCCGAAACGGCCAGGCAGAGCGACUUGUCAUUGAUAAACGGAUGAAGAGGGCACCCUGCAUUGCUGGCCGCGCCACGACCUGCUGGAGUGUUCACCGAGAGGACGAGCCCCAGACUUCUUUUGUGGUCAAAGACUCGUGGCAAUACACUGAACGGGAGGAAGAAGGCGAGCUCCUCAAGACGGCGACCGAAGAAGGUGUGGUCAACGUGGCGCGUUACUACCAUCACGAGACUAUCCAUGUCCGCGGCGAAGUCGACGACGUUUCGAGCAAUAUUCGAGGGAACCUCAACAUCCGAGAAGCGAGCAAUUAUCGAGCAGAUCGGUUGGGUCAACCAGGGAGCUCGAGUGCGGUCGAUGUUCCCCGGAAAGGUCGGAGCAGUGUUGCUGCUGGCAAGAAACGCUCCUCCAGUCAGACAGAGGCCCCUCUACCACCGAGCAAGCGAUCUUGCUCUGCGUCACCAACCAAGGCUAGCGGUCCUGCACUGCCGAACCGGGUGCAUCGUCGCGUCAUUGUUCAGGAUUGUGGGACGCCGAUCUACAAAGCCAAGUCCCCUUCGGUGCUGCUCUCAAUUCUGAGCGACUGCAUUGAAGGUCACAAAUCAUUACGACAAAAAGCCGGCCUCCUCCAUAGAGACAUCUCUGUAAACAACCUGAUGAUUCGUGGAGAGAAGGGUUUUUUAAUUGACCUUGACCUUGCCGUCGCGGAGCAACGCGAGGAGGCCUCAGGAGCACAUGGGAAAACCGGUACAAGAGCCUUCAUGGCGAUCGGUGCCCUUCUGGGCGAGCAGCAUUCGUUCAUGCAUGAUCUCGAGUCCUUCUUCUGGGUCCUGUUUUGGAUAUGCAUUCACCACACCGGACCUGAAGAAAGUAGAGUGGUGCCGCGAUUUGAGAAGUGGAACUAUGUAGAUACGGAGGAACUCGCAGGGAUGAAGUUGGGAGUAGUGUCUGACGAUGAUAUCUUUGGGAAGAUCACGAUGGAAUUUUUCACCGACUACUUCAAGGCCUUGAUCCCUACUGUCGGUCGGUUACGAAGAGCGGUGUUCCCCGGAGGGGGAAGAUGGAAGAAAGAAGUCAGCGGGUUGUAUUCCUCCAUGCAGGAGAUUCUCCGUGAGGCCCGAAAGGACCUUUAUGUCCCAGAUAAUUGACAAAUACCCGACCCCAUCGAAGUCAUUGCUAGAGCAUUGCCGCCUCCGUUCAAGAACAGGAGUACCUCGACGCGCUCUCCGCGUCGUCUCUUGAGUAUGAUGCACAUUUCUGGGGUCGACCCGGAGCAGUUGAGCCGGUCCAGCGGGCUCCAAAAUGGCGUUCAGG
Microdochium trichocladiopsis is the source of this 2545-nucleotide messenger RNA. RefSeq lists its product as uncharacterized. The record is from RefSeq and is a predicted model, not a curated record. Gene Ontology annotation, biological process: protein phosphorylation. Gene Ontology annotation, molecular function: protein kinase activity. Bases 49 to 2379 code for a protein of 776 amino acids. NCBI's taxonomy places the organism in Eukaryota, Fungi, Ascomycota, Sordariomycetes, Xylariales, Microdochiaceae. The transcript has 2 exons.